CACACUAUGUUUCCGGACGAGCCAUUAUGAAGAGGGAACGUAGGGUAAUGCACAGGGCAAACUUGUAACAGAAAUAUUGCGCUUGAUGUCAAGCAUGUGGCUCGCUAAACCCCUUGUGACAUCUUUCGUUCUCAAAGGACAUUAUGGUCUGUUCUUUCAUCCUGUGAACUCGCUGCCUAAAUAUGCGCUCCGAUUCUUGCACUGCAACCGUUGCAGGAGAAGUGGAAUAAUGGCCGCUGGGUUGGACACCAUAAAUGAAUCCCCUUCCUCUAAAUUAUGCCAAGAGAACUAUGAACCCCUGGACUCAUGUUAUACAGCAGAGCAGCGUGCUGUCAUCCUCCAGCGUCUCAAUACAGCCACAGAGUCUGAACUGACACAGAUCAAACUGCUCAGAGGACGGAAAGCUGUCAACAUAAUAAACUACAGAAAUAGACACGGUCCAUUCAGCAGUCUGGAAAAUGUCACUGAUGUGCCUUUACUGAAACACAAGAGCGCUAUCACAGUCUUUGACUCCAUCCUUAAACCAGCUCAGAAUAUGGAGAAAAGAAAGGGAAAAGUCCACCUGGCCAAAUUUAUAAGACCUGAAGUUGACAGAGCUGUUUUGGAAGAUGCAAAUUCGAUUGUGUCUAUUGUCUGUGGCACUAAUAAAAUCGCAUGGACGCAUAUGAAUCGAGCACUGACUGUUUUAGAGUGGCAGCAGGAGGAGUGCAAGAGUUUUUUGAAUGGGACAUACAUGGCAUCGGAUUAUUUAGAGGAUAUCUCUACUGUUAUUUCACGAUUUCCGGCAACUGAUUUCUUUGUGGUGGAGAAGCCAAGCAUCUCUCCCCAGAACACUUCCCUUUAUCCUGUCAUGGCUCACCUCCGGACAGUAGAAGCUAUGCUGUUUGCUUUGCUUUCCCCAGUGAGGGAGCCAGGAAGAUCGCCCAAAGUCCUUAACAUGAUGCGCACAGCUGUGGGUCGCCAUUUUGGCCUGAUGGUGGGGGAAAGUAGGGCUAGUGGAGCCGAGACCGUAAGGAAGAUGAUGACGGAGUCUGUGAUCAAGCAAGAGCCACGCGUUAUCUUUCCCCACAGUUUGGUGAUGAAGCACAGAAACUCAUUUCAGAUGAGCAGCAGAAACAAAGGGGAAGAACUGUGUGAUGCUCUUUUACAGGCUGUUGCAUUUUUUGAAUUCCUGCAAGUGAAGUAAAUCACUACUGGAUGACUUUUGCUAUGUGUUAUUAGUACUCAGUUGUUCAACUUAUCCUUUUGUGAAAUCUAUAUCAGAUUAUGCCUCGCUGCAUGUGUUAUGACAUGAUAUGCAAUAUUCAAGAGAACUGUUGUUUGUUACACUUCACGUUAAGGUUAAAUUAUUAGAAAUGGUUCAUCCAAAAAACAAAAGAAAAUUCGCUUAUGAUUUAAUCACUUAUGCUUUCCCAUCUGUAUAUGACUAUUUAUUCAUUGGAACAUAAAUAAUUUUAUAUUAAAAUGAUUAGUGGGAUUAAUAUUCAGUAUCUUCAAAUCUAAUCUGUUUUUGGAUGGCAUAAGGGCGAGUAAAUUCCAGAUAACUUUUGUGCUAUGAACUAUUCUUUUCACAUCAAUGUUGUUUUAAUAGUAACUGCUAAGUUCUCAGGAAAAAAAAUAUGGUGUUAAUAAAACA
Messenger RNA from Paramisgurnus dabryanus, 1636 nucleotides. It is a transcript of the gene tefm, whose product is annotated as transcription elongation factor, mitochondrial. Gene Ontology annotation, cellular component: mitochondrial nucleoid. The record is from RefSeq and is a predicted model, not a curated record. Gene Ontology annotation, biological process: mitochondrial transcription; transcription elongation by mitochondrial RNA polymerase. Gene Ontology annotation, molecular function: DNA polymerase processivity factor activity; nucleic acid binding. NCBI's taxonomy places the organism in Eukaryota, Metazoa, Chordata, Actinopteri, Cypriniformes, Cobitidae.